This is a messenger RNA of Acanthosepion pharaonis, 2280 nucleotides long. The record is from the annotation of a GenBank genome assembly. Lineage: Eukaryota; Metazoa; Mollusca; Cephalopoda; Sepiida; Sepiidae.
AUGAAUAAAUGUCACAAAUGCGGAAAGCCGGUCUAUUUUGCUGAGCGAAAAAGUUCUCUUGGAAAAGAAUGGCAUCCAAGUUGUCUUCGGUGUGGCCAGUGUGAAAAGGUUUUAACUCCUGGUCAGCAUGCAGAGCAUAAAGGCCAUCCUUACUGCAAUAAAUGCUAUCAGGCCUUAUUUGGCCCACAGAUGUUUGGCUAUGGAUCAAAUGUAUUUUCACAAGCUAACUACCGGAGAAAUCAGGCAGUUCCCAUCAAAGAUAAAGCAACAAAGGAUCCACCAACGUUGCGGAAGAGUGGAAAUGUAGUUGCAGUCACACAUAGUGACACUGAGGACAAAAGUACAUCCACAGUUCCAGCAAACAUUCCCUUAAAAAAUGGACAUUCUUCUUCACAUAUGAAUAAAGAUGAUAUCGUUUCACCAAACAAUCAUUCUGGUGCCUCCUUUCUGGCCACCUGUUCUGCAACUAUCACAUCUUCGUCAUUGAACUAUUCAAAUUCAUUGCCUCACAGGACUCUUCCAGCCAAAAAUAAUACACUUCCAUCACCAGUAAAAAAUAAAGCCCUUUCCUCACCAAUCAAUCAUGGCACUUUCUCAUCCCCAGUUGUGUUGGACAAUGAAAGCUGCAGCUCAUUUUUUUCACUAAACAGUCAAGAUACACUUGUUGCACCCCUAACAUUAACUUCACAAAAAAUCAUUGGGACCCUUUCAUCUCCUCUUAAUUUGGAUACACUUACAUCACCAAUAAACUAUGGAACUCUGGCUAAAAUCUUUGAGAAUGGAAUUUUACAUAAUCAGGAUCAAGAAACAGAAGUUUGUCCAAGACAGAAAAUACUGGAACAAGUCCAGUCAUAUAAUGCUUUCUAUGAAGGCAAGAGAGGCUGUUUAACUAUGAAUCAGAUAAAUGGAGAAGAUGUAAUUGAAGGCCAGCUUCGAAUAUAUUGGCAAGUGACAAUACCUAUCCAGCUAAAACAGUGUGAUGAUGUUCCUGUACCUCCCAUUGCUUCUUGGAGACACAGUUACUAUGCUGCUAUUGGCAAUGGAUUUGAAGUUGACAAUUCAAACUUGAAGCCAUCAGAAUCUCCAUCAGCCUCUCCCAAGAAAUUUGGAUUUGAUGAUAGCCUAAUAAUUCCAAGUUCCGAUGGAGUAGUCCGGCGGCGGAAUAUACGCAAAUCUAACACAGUUGCCUACAGAGCUGACCGCCCAAACAAAUGGAAAAGAGCCUCCAUUAAUGGCCACAUCUAUAAUUAUGAUACUCGAGUGUUCACUCCAGUGAUUGGUAGCUGUACUAGUGUCACUGUGAACAACUCUAUGACCGUCCCACAUGUGAUUAGGACACUCCUUGAAAAAUUCAAGGUUGAGAAUGAUGCUGAAGAGUUUUCUCUGUAUGUAGUUACAGAAGCUGAAGGUGAAAGAGAAUUGCAAGACAAUGAUGUACCAUUGUUGGAACGACUUUCUCUGGGUCCAGAUGAAACUAAUGCCAAAAUUUUCAUUAGAGAAAAGGAUUUCCAAACAUCUGUUGUUGUUGAAGAGCCAGAGAGUUUGGAAGAGAAAACAUUAAAUUUGCCAGCAGAGGCUCAACACACUUUGGAUGCUGUAAAAAAAGGAACUUUUGAACUAAACAUUGUUGAACAAUUAAUGGCUCUUCCUGAUGGUGUACUGAAAGGUUUGCUUCAGAAAUUCAUGGAUGAUGAAGAAAAAGAUGUACAAAAAAUCAAAGAUAAGUACUCAAAGAUAAAGACUGUGCUGAACAAUUACCUUUCUUUAUCAGAAGAAACGACGACCAAUGCAGCUGCAACAGAAAAUUCAUGCUCGCCAUCAUUUUUUAAAACAAAAAAUUUGGAAGAUCCAUUAAAAACAAAACUUGAACAUUUCGGAACAUCAGUGAUAUGGCGCGGAAGACAGAAAACUGCAUUAAAUUCAGAUUUGAAGAAAGAAGCCUUGAUUUCCUUAAAUGUGGCAAUGGAUAUGUAUGCUCAGGGGAAAAAUGACAAAGCACUCAAGUUGUUCCAACAUGCAAUUGCACUUGAUCCAAAACAUGCUGAUAUUCUGAAUGAAUAUGGAGAAUUCAUUGAAAAAUAUAAAAAAGAUAUAGUGCUUGCAAACCAUCUUUAUUGCCAGGCUGUAAUUGCUAGUCCAACUCACAGCAAAGCCUUGGCUAAUAGUGAACGGACAUUACCACUUGUUGAGGAGAUUGAUCAAAACUAUUUCAACCUACAGUCAUUACUAACUACAUUCAUAUAUCUUUUUCUUUUCAUCAUCACAAAUGUGGUUGUAUAA